Nematolebias whitei (Rio pearlfish) is the source of this 976-nucleotide messenger RNA. It is a transcript of the gene tmem41aa, whose product is annotated as transmembrane protein 41aa. The transcript has 5 exons. NCBI's taxonomy places the organism in Eukaryota, Metazoa, Chordata, Actinopteri, Cyprinodontiformes, Rivulidae. The record is from RefSeq and is a predicted model, not a curated record. Bases 61 to 903 code for a protein of 280 amino acids.
UGGCUGUUCAGUGACAACACAACAAUAGGUGAAUGAAGUUCCCUACCGACGCCAGUGAAUAUGCGCUCACUCGUAGGUUUAGUUAUUGUUGUGACCGUAGCCAGCUUGUAUUUGUAUUCAUUGUCCCUGUACCUCCCCGCUGGACCACGUAGACGUGCUCAGCCCGGUACCAAGACAGAAAAUGUGGACGAGUCCGAGCUGCUCGGUGACACUUCAGAGGAGCCCAGCAGGUUGAAGUUCCCCUCAGACCUGGAGGAGCUCCGGGAACUGGCUGAGCUCCUGCAGUUUUACAAAACGGAGCACACUGGAUACGUCCUGCUGCUGUUCUGCAGCGCAUAUCUCUACAAGCAGUCCUUUGCCAUCCCUGGAUCAUCACUGCUGAACAUUCUGGCAGGAGCUAUCUUUGGACCAUAUGAAGGGCUGCUGCUGGCCUGUGUGCUGACGACGUCGGGCUCCACCAUGUGUUACCUCCUGUCUCAAGCUUUUGGGAAGCAGUACAUUGUGAAUCUUUUCCCUGAGAAAGUCUCCAUGCUGCAGAGAAAGGUGGAGGAGAACCGGGACUGUUUGUUCUUCUUCCUGCUCUUCCUGAGGUUCUUUCCCAUGACUCCCAACUGGUUUCUGAACAUGUCAGCCCCGAUCGUCAACAUCCCCAUCACGUUCUUCUUCUGCUCGGUCUUCAUCGGCCUCCUGCCGUACAACUUCAUCUGUGUGCAGACGGGCGUCAUGCUGUCCGAAGUGUCCUCGCUGGACGACCUGUUCUCCUGGGAGCGGCUCCUGCAGCUGUUGGCCAUCGCCUGCAUGGCUCUGCUGCCCAGCGCCCUCAUCCGGCGCUUCAGCCAGAGGCGGCUCAAACUGGACGCUCAAUCUCAGAAUGGACUGGUCACGGAUAAGAAGGUGCAGUGACUUUGUGCCGUACGAAUGGGUUUGUUUUAGCAUUCUGAUGCCUUCUGCUCAGAAGAGUAAAUGUAUUAAAAGU